Molecule: messenger RNA, 438 nt
Organism: Striga asiatica
Lineage: Eukaryota; Viridiplantae; Streptophyta; Magnoliopsida; Lamiales; Orobanchaceae
Source: the annotation of a GenBank genome assembly
AUGGCAUCCUCCACGUCAUUCGCCUUCUCCACCGCCCGGAGCUUCCCCACCGCCUCCCCCAACCAUCGUCCCCAGCUCCGGAUCUCCGCCGCCGCCGCCGGAGUUACCGGCCACGCCGCGCCGCCGCAGGCGGAGGCGUCUUUCUACGAAGUCCUGGGGAUCCGCACGGGCGCCACGUGCCAGGAGAUCAAGUCCGCGUACCGGAGCCUGGCGCGGGUCCUGCACCCGGACGCCGCCGCAGGCGGCGGCGCUCGGCCGUCGGCGGACGAGUUCAUGCGCGUGCACGCGGCGUACGCGACGCUGUCCGACCCGAAGAAGCGGGAGGCGUACGAUCGGUCGCUCCUCCGGUGGCCGCGGGCGGUGGCGAUAUCGUCGGCCGGCGGCUUUUGUGUCGCGUCCGGGGGGAGGCGGACCUGGGAGACCGACCAGUGCUGGUAG